Messenger RNA from Lachnellula hyalina, 1485 nucleotides. RefSeq names its product RNA-binding protein rnc1. The record is from RefSeq and is a predicted model, not a curated record. Gene Ontology annotation, molecular function: mRNA binding. Gene Ontology annotation, cellular component: nucleus; cytoplasm. The transcript is spliced from 3 exons. Bases 1 to 1485 code for a protein of 494 amino acids. NCBI's taxonomy places the organism in Eukaryota, Fungi, Ascomycota, Leotiomycetes, Helotiales, Lachnaceae. Gene Ontology annotation, biological process: regulation of RNA metabolic process; regulation of gene expression.
AUGUCUGCCUCACCAUCAGCAGCAGCUCCGAAUCAAUCGACCAAACGACGUCUCGAAGAUCCCUCUUCUCCUUCUCGGGACGAUCAGCCUGAAGCCAAGCGACCAGCACUCGAUAACAUUGUCAAAAGCGAGGAUGAUCUGGAACUAGUGGCAGCCCCUGAGACCUUAGAGCUACCCGUCGUCAGCUCUGAUCCAGAAGGCAAGACAGAAGUUACCAAUGGCACGAAAGCAGAGGUGAAGGACGAGCAAGGAGACACUGUCGUUCCAGAUGCAGCUUCACAUUCAAUUGAAACAUCGGUGACCUCUACGCGAGACGACACCAAUAGAGGAUCAAGCCUUCCACACGACGAGAGUGGUUGGAUUCACAUUCGUUCUGUUAUCACAAGUGCCGAGGCCGCGACUGUUAUUGGAAAGGGGGGAGAGAAUGUUUCACAAAUCAGAAAGGCGUCUGGUGCGAAGUGCACAGUCAGUGAUUAUCAGAAGGGCGCAGUGGAGAGAAUUUUGACUGUUAGCGGUGUUGUUGAUGCAGUAGCAAAGGCAUUUGGCUUAAUUAUUCGCACACUGAAUAACGAACCACUGGACGUAACUUCUGGGCCUCAGUCGAAGACAUACCCGCUUCGACUUCUCAUCCCUCAUAUCCUCAUUGGAUCAAUCAUCGGCAAAGGCGGAGUCAGGAUCCGCGAGAUCCAAGAAGCUUCUGGUGCUCGACUCAACGCUUCUGACGCUUGCCUCCCUCUUUCUACUGAACGUUCAUUGGUAGUCCUCGGUGUUGCUGAUGCCGUUCACAUUGCCACCUAUUACGUAGGGAGCACCCUCUUUGAGCAGCUAUCAGAGAGAUUCGGUGGCCCUGCCGCAUCUGCUUAUGCUUCUCGGAGUGGCGGUCCUGCUGGUGUCGUUCCUGGAGGCAUGCAGGUUGUCCCGUACGUGCCUCAGCCUGCCGGAGGAAACUAUGGUCACCCAGAAAAUCAUCGUCGCCCUGAUCGUGGUAAUCAUAACACCCCUGGGCCAGCCUAUGGUCAAGCUUAUCCCCAAGGUGGUCAGCCGGCUCAGCAACCUCAAGUCCCAAUGCAUUAUGGCGGCUCUCCUGCAGUUGGAGCAGGGUAUGGAGGCGUUGGACCACAGCAACCUCACCAAGCUGGUCAGGCAGGCCCUGCAUCUCACGCCGGACCGCCUGCUCAGCCAAUGCAAGGCUUGGUACCUGGCCAACCACUGACUCAACAAAUCUUCAUUCCAAACGACAUGGUGGGCGCUAUCAUUGGCAAGGGUGGAGCUAAGAUCAAUGAGAUCAGACAGCUAAGCGGCAGUGUUAUUAAAAUCAACGAGCCACAAGACAACAGCAACGAACGUCUGGUCACGAUUACGGGUACCCAGGAGUGCAAUCAAAUGGCAUUAUAUAUGCUGUACUCGAGACUUGUUCUGCAAUUGACGACUGAAAUUGGGUUUUACGGCGCAUCAUGGGCAAUCCAAAACUGGGGGGAGCGUUAA